Salvelinus fontinalis (brook trout) is the source of this 7627-nucleotide messenger RNA. RefSeq names its product adhesion G-protein coupled receptor G7-like. Gene Ontology annotation, biological process: G protein-coupled receptor signaling pathway; cell surface receptor signaling pathway. The coding region runs from base 648 to 3053 and encodes 801 amino acids. The transcript is spliced from 17 exons. The record is from RefSeq and is a predicted model, not a curated record. Gene Ontology annotation, molecular function: G protein-coupled receptor activity. Gene Ontology annotation, cellular component: membrane. Lineage: Eukaryota; Metazoa; Chordata; Actinopteri; Salmoniformes; Salmonidae.
UUUACAUAUGGAUUUUCUUACUAUCCUAACGAUGCGUACGUUAAACCUUUUGGCAGCUAUCUGGCUCCAUACUGGCUCACCAAAAAAAAGUGUCAAGGAAAGCAAGCUUGGAUUUUGGCGUCACUCCUUUCAAAUUCCAUUGCCAGCAUACUCAUUGACUGAUAAACUUGAAUUGUUGCUUCUCGUUGUGUUGUUGUCCUCCGGUGGCUAGCUAGCAAAAAAAUGGCCCUUUCCUAAAUUAGCCAUGGAUGGAGCUAGGGUUUUGGACAUGUGGUUUUAUUUAUCCUCCGUAAUGGCCAAUGAUUAUAAUGGCAUUGUUGUGCCAGAGAGGAUGGAAGUUGGAAGUUCAAUACAGUAACGUUAGAUGUAGAAGGCUAAUGUUUUAACUCGCUAAUGUUGCCUCGAAUUGAAGUUAGGCUAGCGAACAAGCAUUUUAGCCAGGUAGCCAAAGACAACAAACAAAUAAAAGCGUGUACUUCUGUAUGACAGAGUGAUAGACCAUGUCCUCAACAUGAAAGCGAGGAGGUGGCAUUGGCGUUUCUCUACAAGUAGGUCUCUGUGACAGGUGGAGAGCAGCACAGCAUUAGACCAACAGACGUCCUAAUAAUGUGCAGUCUGCUGACACUGGAUGACUGGAAACAGCAGAGAUGAAGGAGCUAUGGAUUAUGGCUGUCUUUACCACAGUCUCUUUUCCACAGGGGAAUCUCACCACAUCCUCUGCCAUUCCAACCACCAUUGACAUAACUACCCCAACUACUGCUGCCCCUUUAACCCCUGACCCUCCAUUUACUGACACUCCAACUACUGGUUACCUAAAUACUUCUGGUCUUCCAACUACUGGUUACCCUACAUCUAUCCCUAUCACCAGUAUCAGUCUCCCCUCUCCCACCACAACCCCUCUGGACUGUAUCAACGGUGGUGAGCUGCAGAGUGGAGUCUGUAUCUGUCCUGAUGAGUGGACCGGAGAGACCUGUUCAGAGGAGAAUUUCUGCAAUUCCACCAUCAAGGAUGGAUUCUCCUUCCCAAGAACUACAGUUGGCUGGUCUGCUUAUUCAGAAGAGUUGUGUGAUGAGAAGACAACCAGUGCCGGUUUACCAGAAGCCUCAGCAAGAUGUUUAAAUGACACUGGAUCUCCAAUGUUUGGUCCUCCUCACAUUCUGCAGUGUGAAUUUACCCUCAGUGACAUUCAAGGAAAUAUCUCCAGCAGUUCAGGUGAUUUACUAGAGUUAGCCUUCAGUACUCAGAUCCUGACCUCCCAACCAGAGCAGCUGUCAGCUGACAACAUCACCACAGCAGCUCAAAUAGCUAACACGAUGCUUCAGUCUGCAAAUAUCACAGAGGACAUCGCAGUGGCAGCUGUAACAACCAUCAGUCAGCUGCUGAAUUCCAGUGAGGAGAGUUCACAGGAGAGAGAUGCUGUCCAAAACCUCACAGAGACCCUGGAGAAGUUUUCCCUGGACCAGCACAAUAAUGUGUCAUUGGUGGUUCAGCCCAACCUGGUAGUCCAGUCUGUCCAACUACCAAGUGAUUCAGUAGGGAUCCAGUUUACUGCUCUGACUGGAAGUUCUGGCAAUUUUGUGGCAAACGGAAUUCAUCUCAACACAAAUACCUCUGAACUGAUAGCUGACAAAGGAGGUGCUAGCGAUGUCCAGAUUGUCAUAAAAUUCCCAUCAGUUUUGCAUAGUAAAAACACAAACCACUCCAUUGGUUUUGUACUCUACCAAAACGACCGGUUCUUCAGGUCCAGUGCUUUCAGUGCUUCUUCAGGGACCAGCAGAACGGUCAUCUCUGCUAACCUGGGACAGGUGUCUGGGUUACAUGUUGAGAUGGUCUUCAAGCCCACAGUUGUCCCCAACGCCUCCCUCUAUGACUUUGCCUGCGUGUCAUGGAACUACACAUUGAAAGACUGGAGCACCUUUGGCUGCUCCAAAGUCAACCACUCAGAAGACGGCCUGCGAUGUUUCUGUAAUCACACUACUAAUUUCGCUGUGCUGAUGUCGUUCAGGAGGGAUUUUAAAUACGCUGAGGCGCUAAACUGGAUCACCAUAUUGGGAUGCUCCAUGUCCAUCAUCGGGUUGAGUUUAACAAUAACAUUCCAGAUCACAACCAGGAAAUCACGCAAAACCAACCCAACAGUCCUCUUAGUGAGCGUCUGCGUGUGUCUCCUGAUCUUCACCCUCCUCUUCAUGUUGGGAGUGGACAACCCUCAUAAACAGCUGGACAAACCUGAAAUACAGGAGGACAACAUUCUCCCCCCGUCCGACACACACACAGAGCAGGACAGAGGGCCCUGUACUGCAGUGGCGGUCCUGCUGCAGUACUUCCUGUUGGGGACGUUCACCUGGAACACGCUGUACGCCACAAAUGUCUUCCUGAUGAUCAGAAACAGCCUGGCCACCAGCCCGUCACAGUUCACAGCCUAUACCGUGGCCAUCGGAUGGGGACUGCCUGCGGUUGUGGUGGCCCUCACCUUAGGAAUUAGUUACAGAGUGGAUGAUCCACUGGGUUACAGGCAGGAGGAAUUUUGCUGGCUUGCUGCCCUCGAUCCAAAGGGGAACUUUGACUUCAAGCUGCCAAUGUUUUGGGGGUUCCUGAUCCCUGUGGCGUUCAUGCUUAUCUUCAACACAGUGGUGUUGGUAUAUUUUGCAGUUACAACAUGCAAGACCAACCCACAUUUAACCAGUACAAGACACACAUCGAUGAAGAAGAAGUUCCUCAGUAGCUUUUCUCUGGCUGUGGUGCUCGGUCUCUCCUGGAUCCUGGGCUAUCUGUUGCUCAUUACACAGAACCAGACCAUGUACACCAUACUCAACAUCUCCUUCUGUGUACUCACCACCACUCAGGGCUUGCAGAUUUUCAUUCUGUUCACAGCAAGAACAGCAAUUGUCAAGAAAAGGAUGUCAAGUGCUUUGAAUUCUGUCUCUAGCGCUGGGAUCCCUCUUCACACUAGGAAGUUCAGUCUAUGGCGAGGAAAGCAAAGUGAUAAAGUAGAAUCAUACACACAGCAGGACACUGUGUCAUUUCCAACUUGUUCCUCACAGACAUCUAACUGAUGGGCUGCAAGUUCAAACCUAGUUUGUAAAACUUCUCCUCUUGUACUAUAAUAUACAAUAUACUGCAUACAAUUUUGUAUCCACAUAGAGUAUAUUUACUGUGACGACUAGUUCCUCAGUUGUCCAAUGAAUUUUGGAAUAAAAGUGUUCAAUAAUCCCCAGUUUACAAUUGGCUCAUUCAUCCCCCUCCUCUCCCCUGUAACUAUUCCCCGGGUCGUUGCUGCAAAUGAGAACGUGUUCUCAGUCAACUUACCUGGUAAAAUAACGGUAAAAUAAAUAAAUAAAAAAAUAAUUAUGUGAUUGUCUUUUUAAGCUAAUGUUUGUUUUAGUUUUCUUAUAGUGAGAAAAAACACAAUUUUACACAAUAUCUCAGAAAAUAGCUUAAGACCGUGUAGCCCAGGGGUGUCAAACAAAUGUUCCCCUCAGGCCACAUUUGGUCAUUACCGAGGUUAGAUGGGACGCACUUAAAAUUGAUUAAGAAGCUCCUGCUCCAUCGGCCUGUACAGCACAGGCUGCAGCUGCCAGUUACAUCUGUGGUAGAGGACUACAGGGCAACAAAAGUAUGUCAGCCUAUGAUGCUGCGGGACCGCAAGGAUGAGAGGGUUCGCCAGGCAGAGAUCGAGGUCAGAACCGGUUGCAAGUGGGCAACUAGCGCAGCACUCAUGGAGGCGGGUCUGGGAUGCACAUCCAGGUCACGGUAACAUUGUUGGGUCGGUAAAACCAAGACAGGCUGGGUCUGGGAUACACAUCCAGGUCAAGCUGGAAGAAAGCAGAUCCAAAGUAGUGCUGUGGUGCAGAUGGAGGUCUGAAAGGCUGAGGAAGAAAAUAGGCAUGUCAGAGUUGUAGCCAUGAAAAAACACGGCAGCUGGACAUGCUGUGGGAGCGUGAGAGAGAGGGCACUCACCUGGAACAUGGAAGGGCAGCGGAUUAGGUUUCUGCUUUACUCUGUGUACAAUGUUUUUCCCACACCAAUUUACCUUCACACGUGGGGGUUGGCAAACAGCCCAGACAGCUGUACACUAUGUGGAUGACCAGCCACUCUGAAGCACAUGCUCUCUUCCUGCCACGCAGGUCUGACCAAUGGAAAAUUCAGGUGGCAGCAUGACCAAAUACUGACUCAGCUAGCUGUGAGACUGGAGCAAGCAAGAAGAAAGCUGAAACAUCUCACCCAGGGCUCCUGUUUCAUCCACUUCCUCAGGUCAGGAGAAAGCGAAGCAAAGUGAACAAGGAGCAAAGGAAUCUUGAUUACAAAAUAGUACCAAAAAAAUCUAAACUUGAAUAAGUAGGUGUGUCUAAACUUUUGACUGGUACUGUAUACCAGUCAAAAGUUUAGACACACCAACAGGUGUAGGCCGUCAUUGUAAAUAAUAAUUUGUUGUUAAAUAGCUUGCCUAGUUUAUAUGAAGGUUAAAUAUAUAUAACAUUUAUGACCAUGGUUUGUUUUCAUUUGCCCUAUUUAGCAUAGCUCUGUUCUGCCCUGCCCCCCUGUGGAGCUCAAAAGUUACUGUUUCUUACUGUUAACUCCAAUUUGUGAUUUUGUGAAUACAAUAUACUAUUUGUAUAGCAGUGUGUAUCAUGUUACUUCUUUGUAAUAUUGUUUUAUUGCCAUAUCCUUAUAUCGUAUUCUAAUGAAUAAUUCCUCUUUAUUCUGUACUUUCAGAAACCACAAACAGUAUUUGUCAAUAUCAGAACUGGUACUGGAGCUGGACAUCUUUGGAGCUGAAGAUUGAGGCCAGCUUUUGUAUCCUAGUGUCUCCUUAACAGUUUUACUGGAUGAAAACACAGCAAGAAAACGCAUAGGCCAAUAUGUAAUAGCUGUCUAUUUUAUUGCAGUAUUGGUGCUGGUUUGUUGAACAACAACUUGUUUUACUAGAGGGAAAAAAACGAAUAUGCAUAACCCAUAUUUAAUAUUCAUGCAGUGGCUGAACAACAACCCCCCACCUCUAAAGGAAAAGUAUCAUGGCAGGCCACCUGUCAAGUCACCUACCAGCUCAGUCAGUCACUAAUUGCUGCAGUUGUGCCAAAUAGUGCUUGAGCAUAUGAUACUCCCCAAAGCAUGGUGAAAUACAUAGAGGUGUAUCACAAGCUUAACACGUAUUUUGUCAACUUCAUCUGCUUACUUCUCCUGGUGCCAGACAGGCAGUUGCAGUGCCUCCGUGUGUGACUACCUUGAGCAGCAGUUUGAGGGACUUUGCAGGGAAAACAAAGUGUAGUGAGGCGUAGGGGAUUGUCCCUAGCAGUUCUCAUGAGAUUCUCUGUACUUUUGGUAGGUAAUUACUUUACCUAUGAGGCAGUGGGUAGGUGUGAGAUAUUGUCACUUUAAUUGCAUAAUGGAACUGUAUGCGAUUUGUAUGUGAACUGUACACCCAAUUACAAAAAAUACCUUGUUCAGUAAUCAUCGCAAGUGUUAGUUGGCGGUGAACUAUGUGGCCAUUGAGGGCAGCAGUGUCGAACAAAUGGAAAAAUAUAUUUUUAUACCACUUGGUCGUUUUCAAAGUGCAUUCCACAAAGCUGUUUAUCAUAUCCACCUUAUCCACUGCCCUCAUUUUGAGGUUAUAGUGAAGCACACAGUCUGGUUUGAUUUUUCUCUUUCCCGUCAGGUGGUCCACCUUCCCUGUGGCCGAUAUGGUUGCUGUAUGGACAGUGGAGAGGACACGUCUCGUUUGUCAUGCAACUUUACUGCCAGCUGUUGACCAUUCUCCUUGAACUCCCCCUCCCCUCUCAGCAUCUUCCUGCAUCCGAAUGCCAGCAUCCCCUUCCUGUUCGACCUGACUGUGCCACAGGCCCCUGUGAUGUUGGAGAGCAGAUGCUGGAAGAGUGUGGGACUGCUGUACCAAUUGUCCACAUACAAAGUGUGUCCCUUGCUGAGAUGAGGAGUCAGCAUGGUCAUCACCACGGACCCGGACACCCGAAGCCCCUCGUAAUGUUGGAUGUCAGUGGUGGACGUCACGUCACACAUGACAAAGAACUUGACCCCUAACCUGUGCCUUUUGGAGGGAAUAUAUUGACGGAACGCCAGCCUACCUUCCCAUAAUAACAGAGACUCACAAAGACCCGACCAAAUGCUGAUGUCAGGCUGGAUAGAACAUUUCUUAUUUUGUAUAACGGGGAAUUUAGGAUGGCAGUAACAUUGUUGACGAAAUGCAGGCAUCGAAGCAGAACUAGGCGGUCUUGGGAAAAGAGGGUGACAAAGAAGGGAGUUGCAAACAUAGGAUCUGUGCUCCAGUAUUCUCCUGGGGAGUUCUUCUUUACUAUCCAUUUCACUAAUUGUGGUUGUCUCCCAUUUAGUGAGUUUCCCCCUCACUCCUGGCUCUCUCUUCUCCUGUAGCUCCAAGGCAUAGCGAUUAGUCUCCUCUACUAUGUCUCCCACCAGCUCCUCUGUCAGAAACAACCUGAAGCACUCUGCCUCAGAUGGAAAUGGCAAGAGGCGUUGCACUCCAGACUGGGACUCAUCAAAGCAAACAGCAGGGCCAGGAGGGGUGAAAUGGCUGGUGGCCUUCCAGCUACCACAGAACUCCUGUACUUCAUCCACUGCCGGUCUGCCUCCAUCACCACCAGCAUCUUCAAAGGGACCUGGGACUUUGUCAGUGGACAAGGGGUCCUCAGAUUCAGGGUUCUCAAUGGCUACAAGGUUGGGGGGCAUCUCCUCACUGUCAGAAUCUGAUUCCUGACUUUCAUACUCGUUGUCAGAAUUGUUAAAAAUCUCCAGAAUUUCCACAUUUGUGAGUUGUCUCCUUUUGAAAGACAUUGCUAAUGCUACAACACUGAAUGGCUCAGAGUGGGAGUGAGAGGUUAGGUGAUUGACUGCCUGCACGCGCCACUUGUAUCAAUAAAUCACUAUCAGAAAAUGUUUUGUGUGGUAAUUAUUUAUAUAUUUACUGUUUUAUUCACAUGUUUUCAGGCACUGGUGUCAAAUCAUGCAUUCCGAUUCUUGCAUGGAUUGUAAUGGGCAAAUAUGAUGUGUGUAAAAUACUUUUUGAAGGUUGUACUGAUUAUAAUGAGCUAAGCUAAAUCCAGCUAUGUGUGGAGCCAUGUUUGUUGACAUAUAAUAAAUUCUAGGUUUCACGUAAUUGUCUGUUGGAGCAAAGAUGUUAUAACAAAAUGAGGUGAGUAAAGAUGCACUCAUUUUUUGAGAACUUCCGGAAGUGAAUGGUGGGAUGUGAACGAUGGUAGAUGACACACUCCCUUCAACGUGCAUACCAUAUAUAAACGGACCAAACUCAACAUGUCUUCUCUUAUUAUCUUUGGUUUCUGUGAGAGAAAAAAAGCAUGGCGGCGCACAGAAACUACCCAUCGUUGGAUUACUUUCGAUUUCUAGAAAGUGUUUUACUCAAUUAUUUCGAUCAAUGGUGAGCUCACCCGGGAUGUGAUUAAUUAUAAAUAGUAAUUGCUAUUAGCUAAUUCAUAUUGUAGUUUCUGUCAGCCACGAGAUAUAAAAAUAUGACCGCUUGUGUUAUGUCAAUCUUUCCUCAGUUAGCGCUAGGACAAAUGUAGCCUACAUUUUCCCGGUUUGGAUGAUUGUGUUACGCUGUAGAUACUUCUGUGAAUGUCUGAACAUUGCAUCCAAAAAUAAA